Besnoitia besnoiti is the source of this 1527-nucleotide messenger RNA. Its product is annotated as anaphase-promoting complex subunit APC10. The record is from RefSeq and is a predicted model, not a curated record. Gene Ontology annotation, biological process: anaphase-promoting complex-dependent catabolic process; protein K11-linked ubiquitination. Lineage: Eukaryota; Apicomplexa; Conoidasida; Eucoccidiorida; Sarcocystidae. The transcript has 5 exons. Gene Ontology annotation, cellular component: anaphase-promoting complex. The coding region runs from base 1 to 1527 and encodes 508 amino acids.
AUGCCGCUUGACGGUGUGGGCUUUGUCGCCGACGGGGAUGGAGGCCCGCGCGGCGCUGACUCUCGAAAGGAGCUCGACGACGACGGCGUGCUAAGUCUCGGCGACUACUCCAGCAGCUCCAGCGGCUGCAGCAGCGGCUCGGAGGAAGUGGAGGACUUUUUCUUCUGCGACGGCGCGGCGGCGGCGUCUGCGCCCGGGUCGCCGCCGCGGUCUCCUCUCGCCCGACGGCGACGGGCGAGCGGCUCCGAGGCUCCCGGCUUCUCCGCCGCGGAGGGCGGCGAGUCUGCGGGAACGGGAUGCGGCGGCUUGUCUCGCCUCGCGUCUGUGGCAGCCGCUUCGCACGCCCGGCGGCCGCGGUCGGAGCCGCGCAUCUGGUGGGGCGGCGGCCUGCGCAGAGGUCUCCCCGUGGCUGAGGUCCUGGUGCGCUACCCCGAGAGGCUCUGCGGCGUGCCGCUGCCACCGCUCGAAGAGCUCAAGUCGCACUGGCGCGAGCUCGGCGCCCUCGCUUUCUGGAAGCUCUCAUCCGCGAAAGACGGCAGCGGCGUCGCGCAGCUCCGGGACAACAACAGCCGCACCUUCUGGCAGAGCGACGGGGCUACACCCCACACGGCCACGCUGACGUUCAAUCGCCUCAUGCGCAUCUCUCGAGUAGAUCUCCUCCUCAAUCUGCACGCUGAUGAGUCCUAUACGCCCCGCCUGGUGCAGAUAAAGAUCGGCGACACGCCGACGAGUCUGCACGUGGCGAAGGAGGCAGAGUACGAGCCGCGGAGCCGCGAGGAAGGCGACGCUUGGUGGACGCUUCCGCUGCGUCCCAAGGAUGCGCUUCGAGCGAAGUACGCAGGGCGCUUGCCGUUCGAGAGCGAGCCCAGCGAGGAGCUGCGCUGCUUCUACGACUGGCUGGAGCAAAUCGAUUACGUCAGCGGUUUCUGCCUUCAAAUUGCGGUUCUCCACACGUUCCACGAAGGCCGAGACGUCCACAUACGACAGAUUCGCAUUUACGGCCUGGAUGAGGGCGACGGUGCGCGGCCGCUCCUUCUGGCUGGGGGCGGGCAGGCGGUGGUCGCGACGACGGAGGGUGACCUUUUCUCGAGUGAGGCUCUGGCGUCAGGCCUCUCGGCGUUUCCCUCGCUGACGCCGUCACAGCAGGCGUUUCCGCCGCGAAGCACGCGGUCGCUGGGCUCGCACGACCCCGAAGGGACAGGGGACCGCGACGAGGAGGAAGGCGCGAUGAGCGACGGCGAGCGAACGGACGCGGGCGGGGAGGACGCGCGUCGGGAGCCGGGAGACGUCGCAGCCUACCUCAUGCACAUGUACCGCCGCGCCCAACUGACGCGCCAGCGAGAUUCAGAGGCCGGCGGCGCAGAACCUGAGGUAGACGCGCGCGAACUACGUGGAGGUGAGGCGGGGUUGCAGCGCGUCGAGAGCGGAGUCAGCGCGCCCUUCGAGGCGGGCGUCGCGUCAGAAGUGGAGGCGGGAAAAAGAAGGGCACUGGUCCGCCUUGCCAGGCGCGUUCCUACCAUUUCUUAA